CCCUGACAGCAUCCAUACACAACAGUGCGCUGUCUCUGUUCCAGGGAGAAUAUCAGCUCUGCACAGGGAGGAGAGGAUUAGCGCAACCACUCAGCUCAUCUGCAUAUACGUUCCCAGAGAACCACAUGAGCACCCAAGGCUGCACCUCUUUUGUAUAAAACCUGGCACUCCUAUCACAGAGGCUCCACUUGAUCUACUCUCACUGCUGUGAGAUCAUUUGAUAGAAAGCACUGUUAUUUUUUUUUUCUUUUGGACUCUUUUGAAUGAUUUAUAGAAUUUAAAUUUGCAUUUUGUUGCCUGCAAUGUCUCUGUUUAACUGGGACAAUGCAAGUAAUGCUGUUUGACAUACACUUGCUCUGAACAUCAAGGAGUUUACCCUUCAUUUUUUUGGGGACUUUUUCCACUGGGUUUGUUUCUUCAUCUGGUUUGGAAGACUACAGCUCCAGAAUGCCAUCUAGAGAGUCCUACGAGGUUAACAAGGAAGAGAAGCAUCUGGUGCAAAAGGCCAAGCGAGAGGCCAAUCAGGAGGAUAUUCUGGCGGCAGCUCUGGGAAUGAGGAUGGGGCCACAAAAACCUUCAGCCACUUUCUGGCAGCCACUUAAACUGUUCGCCUAUUCGCAGCUCACCUCGCUGGUUCGCAGAGCCACGCUGAAGGAGAGCGACCGGACGCCCAAAUCUGAGAAAGUCCACAACUUCAAGGUCCAUACCUUUCGGGGGCCUCACUGGUGCGAACACUGUGCCAGCUUCAUGUGGGGACUGAUGGCUCAGGGGGUCAAAUGUGCAGAUUGUGGUUUGAAUGUCCACAAACAGUGCUCGUCUCUGGUGCCCAACGACUGCAAGCCGGACAUGAGACACAUCCGUAAAGUUUACAGCUGCGACCUGACAACCCUGGUGAAAGCGUAUAAUACAGCCCGACCCAUGGUGGUGGACAUGUGCAUACGAGAGAUUGAGUCCAGAGGACUGAAGUCAGAAGGCCUCUACAGAAUAUCUGGAUUCAGCGAUUCGGUGGAAGAAGUCAAGAUGGGAUUUGACAAAGAUGGCGAGAACACAGACAUCUCAGUGAACGCCUAUGAAGACAUCAAUAUCAUCGCGGGUGCGCUCAAACUGUACCUCAGGGAUUUGCCUGUUCCUGUUAUCUCAUAUGAUGCCUACCCCAGGUUCAUCGAGGCUGCAAAGCUCGCAGAUCCGGAGAAGAAGCUGGAAGCUUUCCGCGAAGCUCUCGCCCUGCUGCCGCAAUCACACAGUGAAACUCUCAAGUAUCUCAUGGCCCACUUAAAAAGGGUGACGCAGAAUGAGAAAUUCAACCUGAUGAACGCGGAGAACCUCGGCAUUGUUUUCGGGCCCACCCUCAUGCGUGCACCCAACCUGGACGCCGUCACAGCACUGAAUGACAUCCGCUACCAGAGACAGGUGGUGGAGGUGCUCAUUAAAAAUGAAGAGGUGCUCUUCUAAAACGCACAUCAGGACUUUUAUAGAACAGCUCUCUAAUCAUUCUUUUGUGUAAAGACUUGAAAUGACUGUUUCUAUUCCACUGAUACAUUUUUUUUAAAUGCCUUGUGUAUGGACUAGUGCUGACCUAACAUCUGUCCUCCCCUGUAACUGGGCGCUGGAUGAUGAACCUUACACUUGUACGUACUUUACGUCUCCCCAUUUUUGUCGGGGGAUUCUCAGAAGCCGACAGACCAGCAUGCAUGGUGCAGGGUCUUUGUUGCUUUGUAGUUGUAACCCAGCAUGUGUUAAGAUCGUGUAGCGCCGUGAUUUUUCUUUUGUCUGUUCCGUAGUAGGUUUUUUCCACAUUCCCAGCUGCCUGCAGCGCAGUUAUUUCUGUGAAACUUUGUAUAGCUGGAUGUAAAAAAUAAGCUACUAAUUUUUUCGGGGGUAAUUUUUAUGAUGCUGUAUUUUUUUAUCUCCUCAAAUGUUUGUAUGUCACCUGCAGUUCUUAGCUGAAUGAGCCUUUUCCUCUUAAUGUGUUCGCACUGGUGCAUUUUGCCUGACCUUAACAUUUUUAUUGUGUUAUAAGCAGCAUUAUUUGUGAAUUACAUUUUUUACUGUAAUGUUUUUGUACACAAUUUGUGCAUGAUCACUUUAAUUUAUUAAACCUUACUCUGAGAAAUUAAGUGCAUAAUGAGUUGUCUGAAUUGCUAUAAUAAAAAUCAACAUUUAAUUUGUGA
This is a messenger RNA of Amphiprion ocellaris (clown anemonefish), 2171 nucleotides long. RefSeq names its product chimerin 1 (gene chn1). The record is from RefSeq and is a predicted model, not a curated record. The coding region runs from base 448 to 1452 and encodes 334 amino acids. NCBI's taxonomy places the organism in Eukaryota, Metazoa, Chordata, Actinopteri, Pomacentridae. Gene Ontology annotation, molecular function: GTPase activator activity. The transcript is spliced from 7 exons. Gene Ontology annotation, biological process: signal transduction; regulation of GTPase activity.